AUGCUCGCUGCAUUCUCCUUGAAACGAAUCCUGGACACAACUACCCUUGCUUCUACCGGGGAGAGGAAGCCUAUCGAGGGCGGAUGCCCGAUUUGUUUCCAUGAUUUCGAGACUAACAAGAAAACUACGUGGUGUCAGUCAUGCGGCAGCAAUUUUCAUGAGGCUUGCUUCAAGAAGUGGGAGCGCACUCUGAAUGCUUACCACGAUGUUGUCCAUUGUCUCUACUGGUAA
Messenger RNA from Penicillium expansum, 231 nucleotides. Its product is annotated as Zinc finger, RING-type. The record is from RefSeq and is a predicted model, not a curated record. Gene Ontology annotation, molecular function: ubiquitin protein ligase activity. NCBI's taxonomy places the organism in Eukaryota, Fungi, Ascomycota, Eurotiomycetes, Eurotiales, Aspergillaceae. The transcript has a single exon. Bases 1 to 231 code for a protein of 76 amino acids.